CGGCGGGAGGGGCCGGGCGGGACCGGGGCCGCACCGGAGCUGGGACCCGACCGGAGCGGACGGGCCAGGCCGGGCCCGGGCCGGAGCGGGGGGCGGCGGCCAUGGCGCCGCGGCUGCAGCUGGAGAAGGCGGCGUGGCGCUGGACCGAGACGGUGCCGCCCGAGGAGGUGGCGCAGGAGCACAUCGAAGCGGCCUAUCGCGUCCGGCUGGAGCCCUGCCAGCGCGGCGCCUGCCGGAGGAACUGCCGGGGAAACCCCAAUUGCCUGGUGGGCAUCGGGGAGCACGUCUGGCUGGGCGAGAUCGACGAGAACAGCUUCCACAACAUUGACGACCCCAACUGCGAGCGCCGCAAGAAGAACGCGUUCGUGGGCUUAACGAACCUCGGCGCCACGUGCUACGUCAACACUUUCUUGCAGAUGUGGUUUCUUAACUUGGAGCUCCGGCAAGCCCUCUACUUGUGUCCCAGCACCUGCAGCAAGCUGGCGUCCGGAGAGGGCAUCCCGAGCGACAAAGACUACGAGCCCCAGACGAUCUGCGAGCACCUGCAGUACCUGUUCGCCUUGCUGCAGAACAGCAAGCGCCGCUACAUCGACCCCUCCGGCUUCGUCAAGGCGCUGGGGCUGGACACGGGGCAGCAGCAGGACGCCCAGGAGUUUUCCAAGCUGUUCAUGUCACUGCUGGAAGAUACUUUAUCGAAACAAAAAAACCCAGAUGUUCGCAACAUAGUGCAAAAGCAGUUUUGCGGGGAGUAUGCCUACGUCACGGUCUGCAACCAGUGUGGCAGGGAGUCCAAACUCAUGUCUAAAUUUUACGAGCUGGAGUUAAACAUCCAAGGGCACAAGCAGCUGACAGACUGUAUCACGGAAUUUCUUAAGGAAGAAAAAUUAGAAGGGGACAAUCGUUACUUCUGUGAAACGUGUCAGAGUAAGCAGAACGCCACGAGGAAGAUCAGGCUGCUGAGCCUUCCCUGCACCCUCAACCUGCAGCUCAUGCGUUUCGUGUUCGACAGACAAACUGGCCAUAAGAAAAAACUCAACACCUACAUCGGCUUCUCCGAGCUGCUCGACAUGGAGCCUUUUAUGGAACAAAAAAACGGCGUCUAUGUGUACGAACUCAGCGCCGUCCUCAUCCACCGCGGCGUGAGCGCCUACUCGGGGCACUACAUCGCCCACGUGAAGGACCCGCAGACGGGCGAGUGGUACAAGUUCAAUGACGAGGACAUCGAGAAGAUGGAGGGGAAGAAACUGCAGCUGGGGAUUGAGGAAGAUCUAGCGGAACCCUCGAAAUCCCAGACGCGCAAACCCAAGUGCGGGAAGGGGACGCACUGCUCGCGCAACGCGUACAUGCUGGUGUACAGGCUGCAGAGCCGCGAGAAGUCCCCCACCAUCGAGGUGCCAGCUUUUCUGCAGGAGCUGGUAGAGCGCGAUAACUGCAAGUUCGAGGAGUGGUGCAACGAAAUGGCCGAGAUGCGCAAGCAGAGCGUGGCCAGGGGCAAGAUCAAGCACGAGGAGGUGAAGGAGCUCUACAAAAGGUUACCCGCCGAAGCUGGUUCCCCGUACGAUUUCAUCUCUCUGGACUGGCUGCAGAAGUGGCUGGAUGAGUCGACUCCCCCCAAACCCAUCGACAACUCGGCCUGCCUGUGCUCCCACGGCAAGCUGCACCCCGACAAAAUCCCCAUCAUGAAGAGGAUAUCGGAAUACGUGGCCGAUUUCUUCUACAGGAGAUACGGCGGAGGGCCCCGGCUCAACGUCAAAGCACUUUGCAAGGACUGCGUGGUCGAAAGGUGUCGAAUCCUGCGGCUCAAAAACCAGCUAAACGAAGACUACAAAACCGUCACGAACUUGCUGAAGGUCACAGUCAAGGGGACCGACGGGUUUUGGGUGGGGAAGGCGUCCCUGCGGAGCUGGCGGCAGUUGGCCCUGGAGCAAUUAAACGAGCCAGACGAAGACACGGAGCACAGUAACGGCAAAAUGAACGGAAACACACAAAAUAAAGAUGAAUCAAACGAAGAGAAGAGAGAGGAGGAAGAGGAGUUAAAUUUUAAUGAAGACAUCGUUUGCCCACAUGGUGACCUGUGCAUAUCCGAAAACGAGCGGCGGGUGGUUUCCAGGGAAGCCUGGGCGAAACUCAAGCAAUAUUUUCCAAAGGCCCCUGAAUUCCCAAACAACAAAGAGUGCUGUUCGCAGUGCAAGAUUUUGGAGCGCGAAGGGGAGGAGAACGAAGCUCUGCAUAAGAUGAUGGCCAGCGAGCAGAAGACUUCUCUCCAGAACCUGUUUCACGACAAAUGCAGACCCUGCCUGGGCAGCUGGCCGCAGGAGACGGAUGAGCUGUACAUCGUUUCGCAGUUCUUUGUAGAAGAAUGGAGGAAAUUCGUCAGGAGGCCGACGCGAUGCAGCCCCGUCUCCUCGGUGGGAAACAGCGCUCUGCUCUGCCCCCACGGAGGCCUCAUGUUCACCUUCGCUUCCAUGACGCAGGAGGAUUCCAAACUUAUAGCUCUAAUAUGGCCCAGCGAGUGGGAGAGGAUUCAAAAACUCUUCGUCGUGGAUCACGUCAUCAAAAUCACCCGAACGCAGGCGGCCGGGGGGGACCCCGAGGGCGCACGUUACGUCUCUGAGCCCCAGCUCUGUCCAGAGUGCAGAGAAGGGCUGUUAUGCCAACAGCAGCGCGACUUGCGGGAGUACACCCAGGCAACCAUCUACAUCCAUAAAGUGGUGGAUAAUAAAAAGGUAAUGAAGGACGCUGCUCCGGAGCUGAACGUGAGCAGCUCAGAAGCUGAAGAGGACAGGGAGGAAAACAAGCCAGAGGGGGAGCAAGACCCAGAUUUUAACCAGACCAACGGCGGCGCGAAGCGCCAGAAGGUCUCGCACCAGAGCUACGUCACGUACCAAAAACAAGGCAUCAGGCGGAGCACCCGGCACCGCAAAGUCCGGGGGGAGAAAGCGCUGCUGGUUUCUGCUAAUCAGACGCUGAAAGACCUGAAAAUUCAGAUCAUGCAUGCAUUUUCAGUUGCUCCCUUCGACCAGAACUUGUCCAUCGACGGGAAGGUCCUGAGCGACGACACGGCCACGCUGGGCAGCCUGGGGGUCAUCCCCGAGUCCGUCAUCCUGCUCAAGGCUGAUGAACCGAUUGCAGAUUACGCGGCGAUGGACGACGUGAUGCAAGUUUGUAUGCCUGAAGAAGGGUUUAAAGGGACUGGUUUACUGGGACACUGAUGGGUUUCUAAACAGAGGAGCAACCAGAAGGGGAAGAGGAUUUUGACGUGGUAGGGCAUUAAAAGAACAAAAACAAAGUGGAUACGGGACUGACCUCUUUGACUCUUCCGGAAGGCAGGAGAAAAACCCCAUUUCUGAAAUGACUGCCCCCAAAAAACCACACAAAAAAUGCCUUAUGUCAAAGCAGAUUGCACUGAAGGACACCCUGCCUCGGAGAGAACGUUCCUGAUUUUCUAUUUAAUAAAGCGAGGGGAAGGUUGGGCAGUUUGGGAGCGGAAGGAGCGUUGUUGUGUUUACAGGCCGGGGGGACGGAGGCGUUUUUGGGGUGUUUUCCCGUCUCCGCUCCCAACUAAAGGGUCAGAAUCCAAGUCCAACCCACCUCCCGUCACUCUAUAGGCGUCAAUCCUGUCUUUGAUCCACUCUUAUCUUUCAGUACCGCAUGGAAGUAAAGAAAUUGUGACUUGUGAGGAAUGUCUAGCUCGUUUGGAAUCUAAACUUCAUUGAUUUCACCCAAAAAGGCAGCUGGGGGCUGAGCGGGGCCGGGGCGCCGCUCGCCUUCGCUUCCGCACCUGGGAUGAGUUUCCAAUGACCACCUGGUUACUUUUUCCUCUGUGAACUGUGGUUUUUAGAAACGUUGGGAUAUUUGGGGUAUUUUAACGACUUUGGAGAACAUCAGGGCCGGCGUUUGUGCCCCUGGUGGGAUUGAGACCGCGGGGGGGGUUUCCCAUGGGAAGAAGUUGCUUUUAUUCCCCUUUAUUCUCAUUUUAUCAGCAAUGCACUAAUUAUUAUCAUUCUUGUUCACAUCCGCACGCCCCCAAAGGGAUUGCGGGUAUCCAGAUCCUAAACUUGGACGUUUCCUCUUCCUUUUUCCAACCUUUUCACCCAUUUCCGUGGCAAAACCGCCAUGCGGGGGGUCAAGUCGCUGCCGCAUCAACUUGAGGUUUUAAAGCAUUUUGGGGGUGUAUCGCACCGCGGGAUUACAGCCGCGUGAGGCCCCGUGUCCCCAACAGGUCAAAGCAACCGCCGUUUUUGGAGCUGUGAAGCUCUUAUAAGGUGAUUUUUGGGACAAUUUGGCCCCGUGUAUCCUUUCCCAAGGUGAAGAUUGGGAGCUCAUCACCCCGCAGCCCCCUCCAUCCUUUUGGAACAGCAGGAGCUUUUCUUCCUCCCAGCCCGAAGCACUCGCUCGUGUACAUAUUUCCUGGAAAUUCCAGUUUAUUUUCAAUUUGCUGUUAAUUUUUCUUUAUGUUAAAAAUAAUAAUAAUAAUAAUAAUCUCUUCCUUGAGCGUAUGUUGCAAAAUGAGAAGUUCCGAGCUCAGCGGGAAGGCCGGGACGGGGGGGGACGAGGGGGGCGCAGGUACACGGUGGCGGCAAAGGCCCGGUGACCGUUUUGUCUGUUCUUUGCAAAUUAUUAUCCAAUUAAAAUUGUCAUUUGAGCA
This is a messenger RNA of Columba livia (rock pigeon), 4648 nucleotides long. It is a transcript of the gene USP48, whose product is annotated as ubiquitin specific peptidase 48. The coding region runs from base 102 to 3212 and encodes 1036 amino acids. NCBI's taxonomy places the organism in Eukaryota, Metazoa, Chordata, Aves, Columbiformes, Columbidae. Gene Ontology annotation, cellular component: nucleus; cytosol. The transcript has 27 exons. Gene Ontology annotation, molecular function: cysteine-type endopeptidase activity; protein binding; cysteine-type deubiquitinase activity. Gene Ontology annotation, biological process: protein deubiquitination. The record is from RefSeq and is a predicted model, not a curated record.